AUGGACGACGACCACGAUCUCCCCGUGUCGGACUUUGGCCUCGACAGCCCCAGCCCGCUUCAGUCGCAGUUCAACAGCCUCUUUGCCGAGUUCGCUCGGUCUCGUCCCCACAUCUCACCUCCUAGAUCCCCCUCGACCCGCCGGUCUCAUCAUGACCGUCCCAAAGAGCCCGAGCAGUCAGAGCAGCCCUCUUUGGACUUGCGCUCGCUCGAAUACGCCGAGGACUACGACUCCCACUUGAUGUGCCCGAUCUGCCAUGUGCCGUUCGUCGAUCCCGUCGUCCUCGAAUGCGACCAUACCUUCUGCGAGUCCUGUCUGCACGAGUACCGGCAUGGUGGCCAGAGCGGUCAGCGCAAUCAGUGUCCUACCUGUCGAGCUUUCGUCUUGUCAAUUUCCCGCAAAGCCUCCCGCCUCAUCGUCAAUAUGUGCAACGAGGUCAAGGUGAACUGCCCCAACGAGGACUGUGGACAAGUCGUCCCUCGAGGCUAUAUUGAACGACACGCAACACGGGAAUGUCCCCAACAGCGACUCAAAUGCCCUGAUGCAAGUUGCGGCAAGAUGGUUAAGAGGAGGAAUUUUGUUCCGGAGCAAUGCAUUCAUUCCUCUCACAUCGAGUGUGAUUGUGGCGCCGUCAUCGAGUUGGGCAAGGGCGACUGGCUCAGGCACAAGGAUGAAGACUGUCCCAACACGGGCGUCAAAUGCAAGCAGUGCGGCCAGAGGAUCUCAGCCAGAGAUUAUUUGAACGGGGUGACUAGCCAUAUCUGUGACCGGGGCCAUGCCUGUCCGGGAAAGGAGUACGGGUGUACAGACGAUGUCCGUCCCGAAGACCUGGACCACCAUGUGAGAUCCUGUCCGUUAGCGAGAAUGGCUCCGCACCUCAAGAAACAAUCACAGCUCUUGCAGUCUCUGCAAGAACAAUUGGCCAUGGUCAAAGUUCGGAACGAGGUCCUCGAAACGGGCUUGGACAAAAUCAAUGACAUUGUCAACGACCGAGUGCUGCCCCACAUCGACCACCUCGACCGUUCUCCUCCUCCUGAGUCGGACAUCGAGGAGAUCGAACGCGAUCACAUCCCGUCAGCCAUUUCGCACCGCGAUCUCCUGAUGCCGGCACAUCUUCGUGCCUUGACCCCCUCGCCCGUCCCGAUGGCUAGCACAGUCUCGCAGACAGAACAGCAUUUGCUGGCCCUGCACGAAUCGUUGCGAGGGACUGUCGACGGGCUAGAAAACGACAUCACCGUCAUGGCCGGCAAUAUAGCCGACCUUGACGCCCGAACGUCCAUGCAACUAAUGAACGAGACGCUACGAAUCAAAGAGGAGCUCGCUCAUAUCAACGCGGCCUUGUUCAGCACUCGAUCGCAAGUCCAGUGGCUCCUCAAUCGCGAAAGGAUAGGCCAACAGCAACAAGCGAUGGGUAUGCGUGGGCGCACGCCUUCCGUUCAGCCUCAGUCCACGAACCUAGAGCCAUCCGCUAGAAGUUCCGUCUCGGAGAGCACAGAUCAUUCGGCGCAAGGGUCGAGUUCCGAGAGGCAGCCAUCCCCAGGAUUUGUCGCGUCGAGUCCAAGUUUUCGGCCACAGAUGAGGCGGCCGAGUGGUGGAAGCCAGGAGAGGGUGAAACUGUGA
This is a messenger RNA of Cladophialophora yegresii CBS 114405, 1620 nucleotides long. RefSeq lists its product as uncharacterized. Gene Ontology annotation, molecular function: zinc ion binding. The transcript has a single exon. The coding region runs from base 1 to 1620 and encodes 539 amino acids. Lineage: Eukaryota; Fungi; Ascomycota; Eurotiomycetes; Chaetothyriales; Herpotrichiellaceae. The record is from RefSeq and is a predicted model, not a curated record.